Messenger RNA from Naegleria fowleri, 3876 nucleotides. RefSeq lists its product as uncharacterized. The coding region runs from base 1 to 3876 and encodes 1291 amino acids. Gene Ontology annotation, biological process: phosphatidylinositol metabolic process. The transcript has 2 exons. The record is from RefSeq and is a predicted model, not a curated record. Gene Ontology annotation, molecular function: protein binding; phosphatidylinositol kinase activity. Lineage: Eukaryota; Heterolobosea; Eutetramitea; Acrasida; Naegleriidae.
AUGAUGUGCAACAAUGAUAAUAACCAAUCCUCCUUCUCCUCCGAAUUGUCGUACUCGAAUUUGAUUACUGACAGAAAUCGAAGAUAUAAAAACCUGAAACGCAACGAAGGAGGAGGAAUGACUCCAUCCACACUCUCUUCUACUUUUGCCACUGUUACUCAUCAUCUCUCUAAUGGUGAUCAGAAAGAAGAAGAAGUCCGUCCAAACACCAUAGGCGCUCUCAAUACUGCCACCGAUUCAAGUCAAAUUCGAAAAUCCUCUUCUUUUGAUGAUCAUUCAUCAUCUCGUCCAAUCCACCACCACCACCAAACACAUUCCUUUCCAUCAUUUUCUCCGCAAAUGUCAUCCUCUCACACCGCCACCGACUCGAUGACUCACAAAAACAACAACUCCUCCAUAUCGAAUCCAUCAUCAUCAGCCUCCAUGAUUCACCACUCACCACCACAGGAAGAAAUGAAUGUUACACGUCGUACAAAUAGUAGUAGUAGUAGUAGUAGUAGUAGUAUUAGUAAUACGUUAUGUGAAAAGUCGACGACCGUUUCUUCUCGAAGAUUUGGAGUUGUUGUUUCAUCUUUUAGUGAGAAGAAUCACGCUUCAACAACAACAACAACAAGUUCUUCAUUGAAUGAACAAGGCAAUGAUAACAGCAACAACACAAAGACAUUGUCGGAUCCUGCUGCUAUCAGUGCUGAACAAGUUGCUGAAGAUUCAUUGAGCAAUGAUUAUUUGGAUGAUGGAAAUCAAAUGCCAAGUUCCAUUUCUGAUUCGACUCUGGAAGAUGAACAAUCCACGAAUCUAAAUUCUCAGAAAUCGAAAAAAAGAGUUUUUAAAGUUCCCAAAAUUAAUGUAGGGCUCAUGACAAGAAUUGAAAGCACUGAUUUUGAUACGGAUCGAUUUGUGACAACAGAUCGAGAAUCGAUUCCCUCGAGCAGUCGUAGUAGUGGUGGCAGCAUGAACAGCAUUAGUAACAACACGGCACGAUCCAGUCGUGGAGCUUCUUUUAAAAAACGAUUGGAUUCCAUGUUGAAAAAAGAAAGUCGAGCAGAUAUUUAUAUGGCGAAUAUGCAAGAAUUAAUCAAAAAUUCACAAAACAAAAUUGGUGAGGAAGUGACACCUUCAGACAAAGAUUUUGAGCUAAUGAGAGUCAUUAAUAGAGGAACGGAUCGAUUAUUACACAAAAUUUCACUCGACGACACACGUGAUGGUGGGGAUUCAAGUCUGAAAAAGAUGGAAGAUUCUAACUUUGAAUAUGAAUAUGACACGGAUGAAGUGUACAUUUUUAGAGACAUUGGAGCAGAAUUUAAGCUAUUCUGCCCAACUGUCUUUCAACAUUUAAGACAAUUAUUUCGAGUCUCUGAAUGGGAUUUCAAAAAACAAAUGGGAUGUCACUGUGGAUCUUAUUCACGAGUUGGAACUCCUGGGAAAAGUGGAGCUUUCUUCUUUUUCACAUCAUCCACGAGUUAUUUGUUAAAAUCAGUGACUGAGGAAGAAUUAUCAACAGCUCUUGAGUUACUACCACACUAUCACAAACAUAUUCAAAAGAAUCCAUAUACAUUGUUGAGUAAUUUUUAUUUAUUAUUUGAAGUGACACUUCGCAACCAGAACAAGUAUCGAUUUAUUGUCAUGAAUAACAUCUUUUUCACACCUCUUACAAUUCAUAGAAAAUAUGAUCUAAAAGGAAGUACAGCUGGAAGAGUGGCUACAGAAAGUGAACGAAAGAAGAAAUCUCCCAUCUUGAAAGAUAAAGACAUCCAACAGGGAGACAUCAAACUCAAUCUCGAUUUAAAGCUUAAUUUUUAUAGGAGACUUGAAAGCGAUGUGAGAUUUUUACAGGAAAAUGACAUUAUGGAUUAUUCAUUACUUCUCGGUGUACACAACCACAGUCAACGAACGGAAGAGGAAUCAAAAAUUAUUUCACGACUUCGAUUACCACAACCGAAUGAUACAUCGUUUAGUGGAUGGCAAAGAAAUACUUGUUCUUCCAGUGAUGGAAAGGAAGUUUACUUCGAGAAGAUGAUGAAAAACGGUGUGCAAUCUCUCAAAGCAAAAAUUAGAAAUGCCACCAAAGAACGAGUCUCAGUUGAAAAACCUUUCAAAUAUGGACAACGAUUUGAAAACUUUAUGAAAAUUCUUUGCUCCACAGUGUCCAUCAAUGAUUUCAAAACAGGAACUCUCAAAUCCUACAAUCAACGAAAAGACAUCUCUGAAGAGUUUUACCACUUGAUCAUUCGACGAUCACCAAAAGAUUUUAAAGCUUUCUUUUAUCGAGGACUCUUUUAUCAUAAAAUUGGUGAUCUUGUCAAUGCAGUGGCUGACUUUAGCAAGAGUAUCAAAUUGAAUCCACAAUAUGCCAAUAUUAAUUCCUAUUUAUUUAGAGCAUUAUUGUAUUUAUCAGCUGGAAAUUCAAUUUUAGAGAAAAAAGGAGAUGAAUUACGUUAUGUCAAGUAUGCAAAUUUAGCAUUCAAAGAUUUACAAAAACUUACAGAAAUGAAUCAAUUCUGUGCUGAUGCGUAUUUACUGAGAGGAAUUCUAUUUCAGUACAAAUUUAAAUUUCAUCUCUUAUUUGGAAAGGGAGAGAGACCUUCUGCUGCAGACAAUGUCACGAAUAUGAAUCACUCGUCGUCAUCCUUGUCAAGUUCCACUUUUACAACGAAUAGCAGUCCUCUCAAAGAAUCCUCACUCACUCAAUACUUUUUCAAAAAGAAUUUCAUCUUUUCAUGUAUGGACAUUCAACCUCUCACUGACAUUUUGAAUAGUUUAGGAGACAAUAUCAAAACAUGUAAUAAUUUCGCCAUCACUCGAAACAUUUCUGCUCUUCGAAAAAUUAUUUAUGGUUUAUCAGCAGAGAAUGAGAGAAUUUCAUUUUACCCACGAAAUAGCAAGCAGGCCAUUCAUAUUCGAUCCGAGAGUUUGUUAUUGGCAGCUCAGACAGGAUCUGUGAGACACAGUGAAGCUGUCUCUACUUCUAAAACAAAAGCGUUUGAUGAGGAUGAGGCCUCUACUGAUUUGGAAGAGAAACAAGAAUCCAUUCGAGCCAUUCUUGAUUAUGUGAAUCAUCAAGAGGAACCACUGUAUCGUUUGGCAGAAAAAGAUUUCCUAAAAUGUCUCGAAAUUAAUCCAGCCUUAGCGGAUCCUUAUGGUUUUCAGAAGUUAUUGCGUCACAUUUUAGAAAUGGAUAGUUUUAAUGCCUAUGUCCAAUUAGGAUUACUUUAUUUGGAUUUGAAUCGACCCAACGACGCAGAAAAAUAUUUCACAGAAUCCAUUAAGAGAUCGGAAAAGAAAUCUUUAAUGGCCUUCUUUUUGAGAGGUAAUAUUUAUGCACAAAGAUAUUUAUUCCUUCUUGAACAAUCGGAACAAAAAGAAAAGAUGGAUGAAUACUUGAAUAAGGCCAUCGAAGAUUACAAAAAAUGUCUCGAAAUUGAUCCAAAUUUUUACAAGGCCUAUUUCAAUAUGGGAUUUUUAUAUCGAAUGGAUUUUCCAACGAAAUCUGAAGAAUGUUACAAUCGAUGUAUUGAACUCGUGGAAGGAUAUUUCUUUGCAAUUUACAACAGAGGUCUUCUCUACAAGAAUUUCAUAGGUGACAAACAAAAGGCACUUGCCGAUUUCACACAAUGUAUCACACUAGAUCCAAAAAGUACAAAUUGUUACAUUUUGAGGGCUAAAACUUAUUUGGAAAUGGGCGAUCGAGUGAAUGCAGAGCUUGAUUUUAAACAAGCCAUUUAUGUAGAUUCUAAUUGUGCCUCUGCUUAUUAUUCGUUGGCUACCAUUUAUAUGGGCGAUGAGGAAAAGUAUCGAUACUAUACCAAUCAAUUCAAACUUCUCACAAAGAAUGUGAAAAAGGUGAAUGAAGAAAUUCCAAGCAUUCUUCAAUUUUAA